Messenger RNA from Onthophagus taurus, 1038 nucleotides. Lineage: Eukaryota; Metazoa; Arthropoda; Insecta; Coleoptera; Scarabaeidae. The record is from RefSeq and is a predicted model, not a curated record.
ACACCGCUUGAAGCAAAGAUGAAGCCUUUCCUGAUUACAUUAGUCGUCUUAGCUGUCCUCUCCAAAGGUCGCUGCGAAGAAGCCGAAAAGAAAAAUGAAAAACGCGGUAUCAUCGAUAGCGGUUAUGGAGGUGGACUUGGAGGAGGACAUGGAGGAGGAGGUUUUGGAGGCGGAAGCGGUGGAUUAGGAGGCGGACAUGGAGGUGGUUUAGGAGGUGGUUUAGGAGGAGGUCUUGGAGGUGGAUUUGGAGGUGGAUUCGGUGGGGGUGCUGGAGGCGGAUUCGGAGGUGGAUUCGGUGGAGGAGCUGGAGGCGGAUUUGGAGGUGGUUUUGGCGGAGGAGCUGGAGGUGGAGGCGGAGGCGGAGGUGGUGCUACAGUCAGCACUGUAACCAGUACUGUUAAUGUACCAGUCCCAGUACCUCAACCAUACACUGUCACCCGCACAGUACCAGUCCCAGUCCAAGUUCCAGUUCAAGUAGCGGUCCCAAGACCCGUACAAGUACCAGUGCCAGUCCCACAACCUGUUGUUGUACCACGCCCUGUACCAGUUACCGUAACCAGAACUGUACAAGUUCCAGUACCACAACCUAUUCAAGUACCAGUCCAAGUUCCAGUUCAAGUACCUGUACCACAACCCUACCCAGUCACCGUUCCACAACCAGUCCCAGUUAGAGUACCAAACACCGUAGUUAUUCCAGUACCACAACCCAUCUUCGUUGGAGGAGGUGGUGGAGCUGGAGGCGGAGCUGGAGGUGGAUUCGGAGGUGGAGCUGGAGGUGGUUUCGGAGGUGGAGCUGGAGGCGGUUUCGGAGGUGGAUUCGGAGGAGGAUUCGGAGGAGGAUUAGGAGGUGGAUUAGGUGGAGGACAUGGAGGCGGAUUGGGAGGUGGAUUAGGGGGUGGAUUAGGAGGAGGACAUGGAGGACUUGGUGGAGGAUUUGGAGGAGGCCAUGGCGGAUCCGGGGGAGGAUUCGGAGGAGGUUCCAUUGGACAUGGAGGGGGAGCAUCCAGCUUCUCCAGCGUUUCCUUUGGAAAACACUAA